Molecule: messenger RNA, 903 nt
Organism: Haemonchus placei
Lineage: Eukaryota; Metazoa; Nematoda; Chromadorea; Rhabditida; Trichostrongylidae
Source: the annotation of a GenBank genome assembly
AUGUAUAUCCAAAAUACGGAACGUCCUAUGCAACAGAUGAUGAAGAGGUUGUUCGGAACACCGAAGGCAAAAGACGAACAAGAAUUAACGGUUUCCCUGAAGACAGCACUCGACAAUGGAUACCGCCUCAUCGACACAGCGUUCCUGUAUCAGAAUGAAGCGAUAAUUGGUAAAGUACUGGAAGAAUACUUGUCAAGUGGAAAAAUCAAAAGGGAAGAGCUCUUCAUAACAACCAAGAUGAUUCGAGAGAAAGUAAGCCUUUUGCAGUUGCCAUUCACCGCUCAUGCAGCCGAAGAUGUGCAGAAAUGCGUGAAAAUGCAAUUGGAAUCUCUUCGACUUGACUACAUCGAUCUCUACCUAAUCCAUUGCCCUUGCCCUUUUGAGCGGAAGAACGACAGUUUCCUCCCAAACGUUGUUGAUGGCGCCUUUGUACCAACAAAGAUUGAACACAUUGAAACAUGGAGAGCCAUGGAAAAACUACACGAUGAAGGAAAGCUCAAGGCAUUAGGUGUCUCAAACUUCAACGCUGAGCAGUUAGAACAACUUCAUCGUCAGGCGCGCAUCAAACCAGCAAAUAUUCAGGUGGAAUGUCAUAUCUACUUGCCACAAGUGGAACUUCAGCAAGUGUGUAAACAACUCAAUGUAUCGCUCACUGCCUAUGCCCCUCUCGGAUCACCUGGCAGAAAGGCUGCUCGACCAGAUGGCGUUUGGCCUGAGGGAGACCCGAUGACAGAGCCGAUUGUCAAAGAAAUAGCCGCCAAGCAUGACAAAACUCCAGCACAGAUCCUUUUGCGACACCUCACUCAACGCGGCAUCUCGGCAAUACCAAAAAGCAUCAGUCCAGACAGGCGAGUGGACCCCAUUUCCAUUCUUUUAUUAGCGAUGAUCUCUUUUGAAGUUUAA